Molecule: messenger RNA, 1316 nt
Organism: Selaginella moellendorffii
Lineage: Eukaryota; Viridiplantae; Streptophyta; Lycopodiopsida; Selaginellales; Selaginellaceae
Exons: 2
Coding region: 112-1200 (362 amino acids)
Source: RefSeq, a predicted model, not a curated record
UAGGGUUCUUCCAUUUCCCGUAUCCCGAGUCGAGGGAAUGGAAUUUUGGCACAGGGAACGCAUGGCGUAAGCUGCCGCGCCCGGCCGCCACGGGUGCUAUCGAAAUCCGCGAUGGAAGUCUCCUCCUGCGGCUUCAAUCCGUGCUUGAAUCACAGCCUGCUCGAUUUUGGGCCCAGGAAGGGGCAGCGGUGCCAGGUUCUAGGGCACAGAAAAUGCAGCUCUCGCGCCGUGAGCUCUUCCGGUUCUACCGUGUUUUCGAUCGAUGAGAGAAGGGGCAGGGGAUUCUCCAAACCCCAUUUCUUGUCGUUCGUUGAGCCUGGAGAGAAUUUCACCUCUGCUGUGAUUUUCUCGCGGAGCAAGAAGAGGCGCGCAUUUUCUGGUUCUCUGGUAGUCCGAGCAGCACAGAACCAUUCCAACGAUCCCUCCGACGAGAAAGAAGAAAAGGAAGGCCCGGAGAACUCCUCCGACUCCCAGGGCACAGACUGGCGAGCAUUCCGCGCGAGGCUGAUCGCCAACGAGCGAUCCGUCGAAGAGCAGGACCAGCCCAGCACCUCGGACGCCUCCAAAGCUCCGGAGAACUUCGCAAAGUCUCUUGGGGCUCGCUGGGCUCAUCCCAUCCUCAAGCCCGAGGCCGGCUGCGUGCUCAUCGCCACGGACAAGCUCGACGAGCUCUCCAUCUUCGAGCGGACAGUGAUCAUCCUCCUCAGCGCCGGAUCCAGCAAAGGCAACGAGGGACCCUUCGGCCUCAUCCUCAACCGGCCUCUCCCUCACGUCCUCAAAGACAUCCGGCCACAGGACCAAGCUCUCGCCGAGGCGUUUGGAGAAAGCCAGGUACACUUCGGUGGUCCGCUCGUCUCGGACUUGAUCCUGCUGCUGCAAGGAGCCAGCGCCAGGAAAGGCUACCAGGAAGUAGUUCCAGGGAUCUUCUACAGCUCGGCCGAGGGACUGGAUCAGGCAGUGAGUAUGAUCAAAGACAAGGCCUCCGGCGCCGAGGACUUUAGAUUCUUCUUCGGCUACGCCGGGUGGGCGAUCGGGCAGCUCGAGAGAGAAGUGGAGGAUGGAUACUGGUGCGUUGCGGCGUGUAGCACGAAUCUCUUCAUCUCCGGCUCGGCUGCUAAUCUCUGGGAGGAAGUGUUGAAGCUCAUGGGUGGGCAGUACGCGGAGCUUAGCAAGAAGCCCAAGAAGCGAUGGUUUAAGUGAAGCUCCUUCGUGCCAAUAAGAUGGAUCUCUUCGUCUAGCUCUUCGUCAAGAAGGGAAGCUAAAGAAAGCUCUCCAUUUCGCUGUAAGAGAUAAGUGCAAGUUAAAGUGCCUAAGAA